CAGGCCCGGCCCCGCCGCUCCCGGCCCCGCCGCCGCCACAUCCGCCGCCGCCGGGAAGGGGCCGGCGCCGGGGCCGCUGUGGGCGCCGCGCUCCCGCCGCUCGCUGUCGGGCCCGCGGGCCCCGCGCCGGCCUCAAGAUGCCGCUGGGGCUGAAGCCCACCUGCAGCGUGUGCCGCAGCACGUCCUCUUCCAUGUGGAAGAAGGGCGGGCAGGGCGAGAUCCUAUGCAACAACUGCACGGCCCGCUCGGCGCCGCCGCCCCCCGCCGCCUUCGCCACCACCUCGGCCGCCGCCCAGCACAGCAACGGCGGCGGCGGCGCGGGCGGCGGCGGCGGCGGCGGCGGGAAGCAGAGCAAGCAGGAGAUCCACCGCCGCUCCGCGCGGCUCAGGAACACCAAGUACAAGUCUGCGCCCGCCGCGGAGAAGAAAGUUUCCACCAAGGGCAAGGGCAGGAGGCACAUCUUCAAGCUGAAAAACCCCAUCAAGGCUCCUGAGUCUGUAUCCACUAUAAUUACAGCAGAAUCAAUCUUUUAUAAGGGUGUAUACUACCAAAUUGGAGAUGUUGUUUCGGUGGUUGAUGAGCAGGAUGGAAGAACCUACUACGCUCAGAUCCGUGGGUUUAUUCAGGACCAAUACUGUGAAAAGAGUGCUGCUCUAACCUGGCUCAUUCCUACACAAGCCAGCCCCAAAGACUGUUUUGACCCAGCAUCCUAUAUCAUAGGACCAGAAGAAGAUCUCCCAAGGAAAAUGGAAUAUUUAGAAUUUGUUUGUCAUGCACCUUCGGAAUAUUUCAAAUCUCGAUCAUCUCCCUUCCCUACUGUUCCUACAAGGCCAGAAAAGGGCUAUAUAUGGACUCAUGUGGGACCUACUCCUGCAAUCUCCAUUAAAGAAACUGUAGCAAAUAAUUUAUAAUUUUUUUAAGGAACACUUGGGAUUAAUUAUUUUGGGUGUCUCCUCCAGUUUGUAAAUCCCCUACAAAAAGUUUUAAAACUUACAAAACGUGCUGGUUUACUUUAUGGAUCAUGGUAUUUAUUUAUUUUAGAUCUAUCAGAUCUUUGAAGUGGAAGUUUUCAUUCCAGCUGAUGCAUCAUUUCAGUGCUCUGUUCUUCAGACAUCAUUGCAAAUCUUGGGACAAAACCACAAGUGUCAUGUCGUCUCUGACUUCUGGAAGUUGCCUGUAGCAUUCAUUCUUACUUUUUAAGUUAUCUUCCAGAAGAAAAGUUUAAAAGACAUAAUCAUCCAGGAUUUUAUGUAACUGUUUAAUUUAGUUAACUGUGACUGCUGACUUUAUUUCCUUGUUAAAUAAUUUAAGACUAGCUUCUCCUAAGUACUAAAAUGGUCAGUGAUGCAGUUAACAGGUUUCUGUUACGUGGAGGGGAGUGAUCUACCUGGAUUUCUCCAGACUGAAACCUCAUCUGCAAAGAGGGACUCCAGCAGUGACCUUUUAAGGGAAUUUUGUUCAUCUGAAUCUGAAAUGUGGGCUUAUGUGUGUAGCUUUCUACUAAACUUACUUAUCUAAGGACAUAAAUUUCCUGGGAAAUUGGAUGCAAAUUCAAAAAGUAAUGUUAAUUUGCCAUCCUGGCAUCCUCAUGGCAGAAGUGCAUCUGCAUUUCCUGAGCAAGCCAACACUGACCUACAAUUUGAGUUUCAGAUCGUUAAUAUUUGUUUGCCUGUUUGCUUGGACUCAUAAAAUUGAUUUAAAAUUGUUUUUUCAGUCUUCACAAUUAAUGAUGGUAAGAAAAAAAAUGGUCAGGCAAUUCAAAUGAAAAAAAAUAAUCAGUAAGGGAAAUAAAAACUUUAUGUAUUGACAGUCUCAGCAUAACAAGGAAAAUGUUUAAAUAGCAGAAUGUGAGAAGUGACACAUGCUAAAGUACUACAGGAGUUUUCUGUUCUAAACUUUGCAAGCCAGUCAGCUCCAAACACGAUGAGAUGUGCUUGUAUGGCCUGAAUUCCAAGGGCCAAGUGGUUCCUGCUGUCUGUGAAGGGUAAGAGCUAUAAGUGGCCUUAAAUUUAAAUGUACUGAACUUUUCUGGGUUUUUUCCUUUGUAUGAACAUAUGUGACCAGCACCCAAGAAGGCCCCAGUCACCUUUGAGAUAUUGUAUGAAAGCAUAAAAAUAUUGCACUAGGCUUAGGUUCUAACUUGAGGAAAGGCUUUGGUUUAAGUCUCAGGUACUGACAACUUUUCAUACAGUGGGACCUGUGAGAGCAGGAACCAGAGAGAUUUGGUUUGGCCUGCAGCCUCUCUUCUGCCCUCUUCACAUACAAGGAAGAACAGUCAGCCUUAAUAGAGUAGAUCUAAAGUUAAGUGAUACUGUCAAUAAUUUAGAAUGCUCAGAAGUUGGCAAUAUAUUGGUAAUGCAGAGUUAAAUCUUAAUCCUCAAUUGUUUACAAAGAUGAGAUAUGUGCCAUUGUUCAGUGUCUUGCAGUAAUUAAUCCUGAGAUGACCUCACUUCUCUCCAUGCUCUCCUUUCAAUUCCUCUGGAUUUUUCUUAUUUCUUUAUUAACAAUUACAAGAAAAUAAAAAUAACAAGUUUUAUAUUUACAGUAA
Prinia subflava (tawny-flanked prinia) is the source of this 2548-nucleotide messenger RNA. RefSeq names its product GATA zinc finger domain containing 1 (gene GATAD1). Gene Ontology annotation, cellular component: nucleus. NCBI's taxonomy places the organism in Eukaryota, Metazoa, Chordata, Aves, Passeriformes, Cisticolidae. The record is from RefSeq and is a predicted model, not a curated record. The transcript has 5 exons. Gene Ontology annotation, molecular function: zinc ion binding; sequence-specific DNA binding. Bases 138 to 911 code for a protein of 257 amino acids. Gene Ontology annotation, biological process: regulation of DNA-templated transcription; chromatin organization.